ACUCCCACCUUUCCCUAUCUCAUGGCGGUUCUGAACGCUUUCUCUCUUUCCUUCUUCUUCUUGGUUUUCGUCACUUUUGUUGUUUCCAUUUCCAGUGAGCCUCUUCCCCAACCUGUGGUUUCUUCCACUGAUGUUGAACUCCUAUUGUUCAAAAUCAAGUCUUCACUCCAAGGAAACACCAAUGGAGAAGAAAACCUUGUCUUAUCUUCAUGGAACUCUUCAGUUCCACUAUGUCAAUGGAGAGGUCUCAAAUGGAUCUUCUUCAGCGGCACACCGUUGUCAUGCACUGAUCUCUCAUCACCACAAUGGACCAAUCUCUCACUCCACAAAGACCCUUCUCUUCACUUACAAUCCCUUCAGCUUCCUUCCGCAAAUCUCUCUGGUUCUCUCCCCAGAGAGCUUGGUGAAUUUCCAUUGCUUCAAAGCCUCUACCUUAACAUUAAUUCCUUGAAAGGAACGGUUCCUCUUGAAAUUGGUUACAGUACCUCAUUAUCUGACAUUGAUUUUGGUGAUAAUCUUUUGACUGGGCAGAUUCCUGCUUCAAUUUGGAAUCUUUGUGAUAGACUUGUUUCUCUUAGGGUUCAUGGAAACUCCUUCUCUGGGAAUGUUCCAGAACCUGCAUUGCCUAACUCUUCUUCUUGUAAGAGUCUUCAGUUUCUUGAUUUGGGUGAUAACAGAUUCUCUGGGGAGUUUCCUGAGUUUGUUACGAAGUUUGGUGGGUUGAAGCAGCUUGAUUUAGGGAACAAUAUGUUUGUUGGUUCAAUUCCUCAGAGCUUAUUUGGGCUAAAGCUUGAAAAAUUGAACCUUUCUCAUAAUAACUUCAGCGGGGUUUUGCCAAUUUUUGGGCAGAACAAAUUUGGGGUUGAUGUGUUUGAAGGGAAUAGUCCUGACUUGUGUGGACCACCUUUGAGAAGUUGCACCAGAAACUCUGCACUGAGUUCUGGUGCAGUUGCUGGCAUAGUUAUUAGUCUUAUGACUAGUGCAGUUGUUUUGGCUUCUUUGUUGAUUGGUUAUAUGCAGAACAAGAAGAGGAAGGGUAGCGGAGAGAGUGAAGAUGAGUUGAAUGACGAAGAGGAAGAUGAUGAGAAUGGUGGUGGUGGUGGGGCUGGUGAUGGUGAUGGGGGGGAAGGGAAGCUUAUGAUAUUCAGCGGCGGCGAGAAUUUGACGUUGGAUGAUGUGUUGAAUGCGACUGGACAAGUCAUGGAGAAGACAUGUUAUGGGACUGCUUAUAAGGCGAAGCUUGCUGAUGGGAGCACCAUUGCUUUGAGGUUGUUGAGGGAAGGUAGCUGCAAGGAUAGGAACUCGUGCUUGCCAGUUAUAAAGCAGUUGGGCAAGAUUCGUCAUGAGAACUUGAUUCCUUUGAGAGCCUUCUAUCAGGGGAAGAGAGGCGAGAAGCUCCUUAUUUAUGACUAUUUUCCUCUUAGAACCCUUCAUGAGCUUCUUCAUGAAACUAAAGCAGGAAAACCAGUGCUGAACUGGGCUAGGCGACACAAGAUCGCAUUGGGAAUAGCGAGAGGGCUGGCCUAUCUUCAUACAGGACUUGAUGUACCGAUCACUCAUGCGAAUGUAAGAUCCAAAAAUGUGCUAGUGGACGACUUCUUUGUUGCGAGGGUCACUGAUUUUGGCCUUGAUAAGCUGAUGGUUCCUUCCAUAGCCGACGAAAUGGUAGCACUUGCUCGGGCAGACGGCUACAAGGCUCCGGAACUUCAAAAAAUGAAGAAAUGCAAUUCCAGGACUGAUGUUUAUGCAUUUGGUAUACUGCUGCUGGAGAUUUUGAUUGGGAAGAAGCCAGGGAAAAACGGAAGAAAUGGAGAGUUUGUUGACUUGCCUGCGAUGGUGAAAGUGGCGGUUUUGGAAGAGACAACAAUGGAAGUGUUCGAUGUGGAGCUCUUGAAAGGAAUAAGAAGUCCGAUGGAAGAUGGCAUGGUGCAGGCACUGAAGCUGGCGAUGGGAUGCUGCGCACCGGUGGCGGCAGUUAGGCCGAGCAUGGAAGAAGUUGUGAGGCAGUUGGAGGAGAACAGACCAAGGAACAGGUCUGCAUUGUACAGCCCUACAGAAACAAGAAGUGGAAGUGUUACCCCGUUUUGAGAGCUCUGAAAUUUUCAGAAAAUGUACGUUUAGUUAAACUCACGGUUUCUCCCUUUCCCUCUCUCUCUUACAUUUACUUAAAGUUGUGUAUCUGUUUCAUUUUAAUUUAAGGGUAGUGAAUGAAUCAUAUGAUGAUGAUCUAGAGCAUGUAAUAUUUUUUAAUCAAACUGAGUUUAGGUACUCCUGAUUAUUUUUA
Messenger RNA from Arachis stenosperma, 2284 nucleotides. RefSeq names its product putative kinase-like protein TMKL1. Gene Ontology annotation, molecular function: ATP binding; protein kinase activity; protein binding. Gene Ontology annotation, biological process: protein phosphorylation. The coding region runs from base 22 to 2088 and encodes 688 amino acids. The transcript is spliced from 2 exons. Lineage: Eukaryota; Viridiplantae; Streptophyta; Magnoliopsida; Fabales; Fabaceae. The record is from RefSeq and is a predicted model, not a curated record.